Messenger RNA from Teleopsis dalmanni, 1155 nucleotides. RefSeq lists its product as uncharacterized. The record is from RefSeq and is a predicted model, not a curated record. The coding region runs from base 1 to 1155 and encodes 384 amino acids. Lineage: Eukaryota; Metazoa; Arthropoda; Insecta; Diptera; Diopsidae. The transcript is spliced from 2 exons.
AUGAAAGGAGCUAAAUUACGUGCUUACCCUGAUCAAAUAAUACCAAAUUCCUUUACUUACAAGAAUGCAAAAGGUGAAUUCGAGUUGAGUGGUUAUGUUGGUAAGUUUGUGAACAAUUUAGCACGCAAAAUUAAUGCUACGCCCGUAUUUCCACACAUCACUGAUAGUAGUACGGUAUUUUUUCGAGAAGUCAUGCUAGCAGUGGGAAAUGGAUCUUAUGAUAUUGGUGUGACGUUAUCGACACCUGAAAAUUUUAUCGAGCUGGGUUUGCACGCAUAUCCAUUUGAGAUUAUAAAAUGGUUGCCAAUGUUACCAUUAUUGAAGGAUCUGGAUACGAGUGAGGUGUUUUUCUACAUGAGCAGUACAGAAAUUAUUCUGUCGCUUUUUAUACUUUUUCUUAUUUACUCAAUUCUUUUGACAACUAAUGAAGUUUUUUACAAAUCUCUAAAAGAAUUUAAUAUCAUCAACUUUAUAUUCAACGAGAAAGGUAUAUGCGGUAUUUUGGGUACAAGCUUUAACAUGCACCAGAGACCAUUACUAAAUUUGCGUAUACUUUAUAUGAGUAUAUUCCUAACUGGUCUAGUAUUUAGCUCCAUGUAUGGCGCACAUUUGAACACAUUUUUCACACAACCAUUACCAGCAAAGCAAAUCAAAUCGUUUGACGACUUAUUAGAGAGUCCUGUUAAAAUUAUGAUGGCUGAGCAAGAAGUGCAUGUGUUUGACGUAAACCCAGGCGAGUAUUUUUGGCCAAAAUAUCACAAAGGUUUCAAAGUAGUUGCAACAUAUCAAGAAUUCAUUGCAACUAGGGACAGCUUAAAUACUAGCUAUGGUUAUCCAGUAAUAAGUGUAUAUUGGCCAAUGCUUAAAGAGCGACAGUCACUUUUUACCAAGAAAUUAUUUCACAUAGUUGAUUCUAUGUAUUUUGUGCCUUUCUCACUGUUUAGUGUACCGUUGCAGGAGAACUCGAUAUAUAAGGAAUAUGUUGAUGAAUAUAUAUCUAAAGUACAAGAUUCAGGUUUACUUCGGCAUUGGAUUGCAUCAACUUUUUUGGAUCUAGUGAAAUUGGGAAAAAUGUCAUACAAGGACCUGAGUAAACAACAUGAAGUCACUGCCCUCAAAAUUAAGGAUUUCAUUUGGCUAUGUGAGUGUAAAUAA